Molecule: messenger RNA, 1726 nt
Organism: Emys orbicularis (European pond turtle)
Lineage: Eukaryota; Metazoa; Chordata; Testudines; Emydidae
Gene: NR5A1
Product: nuclear receptor subfamily 5 group A member 1
Exons: 7
Coding region: 326-1726 (466 amino acids)
Biological process (GO): hormone-mediated signaling pathway; regulation of transcription by RNA polymerase II; tissue development
Cellular component (GO): RNA polymerase II transcription regulator complex
Molecular function (GO): nuclear receptor activity; RNA polymerase II cis-regulatory region sequence-specific DNA binding; zinc ion binding
Source: RefSeq, a predicted model, not a curated record
AGCCCCGCGGCACCGCUGAGCCUGUCACCCGGCGCGGGGCAAGCCCUGGGGCGGCCCUGCCCGGCGCUCUCUGCAGGCCAGGCCGCUGCAGCCCAGGGUCCGAGUCCCCCGCGCCCCUUCCCCGCCGCCCCGGGACCGCUCCAGGCUCCCCAGAGAGCCGGGCCGGAGCCUCGGGCCCCCUCGCCCAGGGUUGGCGGCGGGACCCUGCAGGGCCCGGGCCCGCUCUGCCCAUGGCCCGGUGCUGGCGGUGCCGUCGGCGCGGGGAGCUGAGCUCCCGCCUGCGCUUGCAGCGAAGUGGAGCCGCCGAGGCGGGCCGCUGGAGGUGAUGGACUAUACCUAUGAUGAGGACCUGGAUGAGCUGUGUCCUGUCUGCGGGGACAAAGUCUCCGGGUACCACUACGGGCUGCUCACCUGUGAAAGCUGCAAGGGCUUUUUCAAGCGGACCGUGCAGAAUAACAAGCACUACACCUGCACCGAAAGCCAGAACUGCAAAAUCGACAAAACCCAGAGGAAGAGAUGUCCGUACUGUCGCUUUCAGAAGUGCUUGACGGUGGGAAUGAGACUAGAAGCUGUGCGAGCGGACCGGAUGCGAGGAGGAAGGAAUAAAUUCGGCCCCAUGUACAAGCGAGAUCGUGCCUUAAAACAGCAGAAGAAAGCUCUGAUACGCGCCAACGGCUUUAAGCUGGAGACUGUGCCUCAGAUCGUGUCGCCAGUGCAAACUGACUACAACCUGUCCUCCACCAUCCACGGCAUCCACUCGGUGUCCAAGAGCCUGCCUCCCAACCCGGCCACUAUGACGCCAGUCGACUAUGACAGGAGUCCGUAUGGGACGCCGUCCUUGGGAAUGACUGUGCCUAGCCACGGGGCGCUGUCCAGCUACCAUUACCCCUCCUUUCCCAACCGCACCAUCAAGUCAGAGUACCCCGACCACUACACAAAUUCCCACGAGUCCGUGGCCAGCUACAUGUAUCCAGAUGCCUAUCCCAACAGCGCCCCACCCGACAUCCCUGAGGUCAUUCUCAAGCUGCUGCAGCUGGAGCCCGACGAGCCCCAGGUCAAGGUGCGGAUACUGGCUUGUCUGCAACAGGAGCAGGGCAAAGGCCGGCAUGAGAAACUCAGCACCUUUGGCCUCAUGUGCAAGAUGGCAGACCAGACCCUCUUCUCCAUUGUGGAGUGGGCACGGAGCUGCAUCUUCUUUAAGGAGCUGGAGGUAGGCGAUCAGAUGAAACUGCUGCAGAACUGCUGGAGUGAGCUGCUGGUGUUUGACCAUAUCUAUAGGCAGGUGCAGCACGGGAAGGAGCACAGCAUGCUGCUUGUGACGGGCCAGGAGGUGGAGAUGGCGACAAUCGCAGCUCAAGCAGGGUCCAACCUGAAUAACCUGGUCCUGAGGGCACAAGAACUGGUCCUACACUUGCAUUCGCUCCAGGUGGAUCGACAAGAGUUUGUGUGUUUGAAGUUCCUGAUACUCUUCAGUCUCGAUGUGAAAUAUUUGGAAAACCACAGCCUGGCGAAGGAUGCUCAGGAGAAAGCCAACACAGCUCUGCUGGAGUACACCAUCUGCCACUACCCUCACUCCCCGGACAAGUUCCGUCAGCUCCUGCUGCGGCUGGCUGAGAUCCGCUCCCUCAGCAUGCAGGCCGAGGAGUACCUCUACCACAAGCACCUGAGCGGGGAGGUGCCUUGCAACAACCUGCUCAUUGAAAUGCUGCACGCCAAGCGGACUUGA